AUGUCUGAAGCAUCCAACACUCAUCCAAUCCCUCAAUCCACAAAGGAAGCCCUCGAAAAGGCGCUCAAUCGACGCUCCGAGCGCGAGGAACUCAUCGAGCGCAACAUCUUGCCCAGCUCCAAUGUCGCACCAGCUCUCCAAGCCGCUCAAAAGGCCUUGGAACGCUCUCAGCUUGAAAACUCGUUGGAGCACAAACUGCAGAAACGGCCGACAGCCGCAGAGCUCGUCAAAGAGGGUAUUCUCGAGAAGGACGAAGUACCCCCGUCCUAG
Serendipita indica DSM 11827 is the source of this 270-nucleotide messenger RNA. Lineage: Eukaryota; Fungi; Basidiomycota; Agaricomycetes; Sebacinales; Serendipitaceae. The record is from the annotation of a GenBank genome assembly.